This is a messenger RNA of Echinococcus granulosus, 171 nucleotides long. RefSeq lists its product as hypothetical. The record is from RefSeq and is a predicted model, not a curated record. The transcript has 2 exons. Lineage: Eukaryota; Metazoa; Platyhelminthes; Cestoda; Cyclophyllidea; Taeniidae. The coding region runs from base 1 to 171 and encodes 56 amino acids.
AUGAGACCCUCAGUCUGCGCAGGCGGCGAUAUUGCUCCUCUAACGAUGCGUAUUCCGAUGCUGAUUGCUGUGUGCUCUCGACGCCGUGCAGUUAAGGGUAUUUCCUCUCAAGAGGAUGGCACGAAAUCUCGUGUGUUGGAUCCCAUGCUACAGAGACCAAAGGACGUUUAA